This is a messenger RNA of Microthlaspi erraticum, 942 nucleotides long. NCBI's taxonomy places the organism in Eukaryota, Viridiplantae, Streptophyta, Magnoliopsida, Brassicales, Brassicaceae. The record is from the annotation of a GenBank genome assembly.
AUGGAAGAGGCACUUGUGGAUCGUUCGGACUUACCCAUGCUGCAUCCUUCUCGGGCAAAUGGAGCUAAAUGGUUUAAGCACCACACACAAGUAUCAACUGCUGUAAGAAGGGUCAUUCAAAGUUACUUCAAAGGCCCAUGGUACUCCUGGAAAAGAGUGUCAACCUUCUACAGACAAGCAUUGUUUAAUCUGUUUAAGGGAAAGUUUAAUUGGGAUCCUACUAUCAAUGGUCAAGUUCAAAGUGAGUUUAAUAAGCUUGCUGCUUAUCGUUUGAGAGGUAUGAUAAGUCAUGCAAAGAGGACUGGAGUCAAACCAGACUGGAUUUUGAAAGACUAUUGGACCAUCAUGGUAGCUUAUUGGGCAACACCAAAAGCAAAAGCCAAUAGCGAGAAGGCUCGUAAUUCUCGAUUGUCUGAUCGCAGUGGCUUGGGUCCACAUUCCCACAUAUCUGGUUCACGUUCCUAUGCCAAAGUUCAAGAUGUUCUGGAAGCAAACAAUGAAGAUUACUCUUUCAUUGCUGUGAUGAAGAAAGCUAAUCAGAAGCCUGAUGGAACAUACGCUGAUCAACGAGCACAACUGGUUGCAGAGACUUAUGAGGAGCUUCUACAAGAACACUUGAGACAACUACAAGCUUCUGGUCAAGAGAAUGUGACAGCUGAAAAUCUUGACAUACGUGUGAAAAAUGAGAUUUAUAUCAAGGCUGCUGCUGGUGCUCCUGGGUCUUCUAAACAAAGCCCUGUCUUUGGCCUUGGAGCAAUAGGUGAGGGUUUACCAUCAGUCGAUGCUUCUCCAAGUGAACCCCAACCUUCUGAAGUAGAGAUGAUAACAAAUCGGAUGCAAGUAAUGGAAACUGAACUGCAACAGAGCCGUGAAGAAAAUCAGGAGAUUCAGAAAAGACUUGAAGCUAUGGAGAAAAUGGUUGAGUCCUUUGCAAGUCAGUAG